Molecule: messenger RNA, 3523 nt
Organism: Neolamprologus brichardi
Lineage: Eukaryota; Metazoa; Chordata; Actinopteri; Cichliformes; Cichlidae
Gene: sobpa
Product: sine oculis binding protein homolog (Drosophila) a
Biological process (GO): animal organ development
Cellular component (GO): nucleus
Source: RefSeq, a predicted model, not a curated record
GAGCUCGUCACUCAGGAGGCAGCGGAGGCUCAUGAAGGAAGUCGGAUAUCCCACGAUCUUCUCUGCAUCGGAGACAACUUUGCUCCAGUUUGAGGAUCCAGAGCUGGAGAACAGACUCAGCGUCCUCAGACCUCCUCGGCUGGACAAAGCCACGCAGGACAGUCGUGACCAACAAGAGGCGGCUCACCACUGGCGCACGGACCGUGGAGGAUACGGGCAGAAGAUGGCUGACUUAGCCGGGCACCGCAAGCCCUCGGCGGCAUCACCAGCGUCACACGGGCCGCUGAAAAGCUGCAAGACACCCGCCGUCUGGCGACUGUAAACAGCUGCCUCUCUCAACCCCUCCUCUCCCCUCCUCACCGCAAAUAUUGACAGAAGUAUCACAGAGAAAACAUGGCAGAGAUGGAAAAAGAGGGCAGACCUCCGGAAAAUAAAAGAAGCCGAAAACCAGCUCACCCAGUGAAAAGGGAAAUAAAUGAAGAGAUGAAGAGUUUUGCAGAGAACACCAUGAAUGAGCUGCUGGGCUGGUACGGUUAUGACAAGGUGGAGCUGAGAGACUCUGACAGCCUGGAAAUAGGGGAGACACCACAGCACAUCUCUGUCCUCAAAGAAAACUCGUUGCCAAAAAUCCCAGCUUCAACAGAGAACAGUGAAGGCUCUCCGGAUCGAGCCAACAGCUUUCAUUCGUUGCCAGCCUCCAGGAACGGACUCACAGAGACCUCCACCACGCCGUCCACCUCCACGCCCAGCACCAAGGAGCAUGGCAACCUGCCCAUCAUAGUCCCCAUGAUCCCUCCACCACUGAUCAAGCCCCCUGCAGACGAGGAUGCGUCCAAUGUGCAGAUCAUGUGCGCCUGGUGCCAGAAGGUCGGCGUCAAGCGCUAUUCUCUGAGCAUGGGGAGUGAGCUGAAGAGCUUCUGCAGUGAGAAAUGCUUCGCUGCCUGCCGCAGAGCCUAUUUUAAGAGGAACAAGGUGUGUGACUGGUGCAAACAUAUUCGCCAUACUAAGGAGUACCUGGACUUUGGUGCUGGUGAGCGGAGGCUGCAGUUCUGCAGUGCCAAAUGCCUGAACCAAUAUAAGAUGGACAUUUUCUAUAAAGAGACCCAGGCUGCCCUUCCUGGAGCACUGUGUAACCCAGGACACGGAGCUGGAGGGGAGGGUAAGCUGGAGUGCAGUUCAGGAGUGCAGCUGCUCACUCCUGAAUCCUGGGGAACGCCGCUAACGGACCUUCGACGUAAAGCUCCCUCACCUGGAGGGCCUUCCGCCACCUCAGGUUUGGCCCCUUCCACAUCUUCUGCUGCCUCACCCUCAGACACUGCAGCUGUCUGCUCCCCAUCCUCCUCUUCUUCAGUCAAAAUCCCCACACCCAGACCCCAUGAGAGCCCCUCACUUCCCCCACCACCUGUUCCUGCUCUUCACCCACCAGUCGGGGUCCCCUCUGGCAGCCCUCCCAUGGUGAUGACACCCCGGGGACCCAUGCCCCUGCCUCUGUUCAUGGAGCAUCAAAUGAUGCAGCACAUCCGCCCCCCAUUUCUUCGCACCUCUGCCCACCCAGGAGGACCCAACAGCCCGCUGUCAAACCCAAUCAUUCCUGGUAUUGGUCCACCACCACCUCCUAGGACCCUUGGUCCUGCAUCAAGCCCCAUGCACAGGCCUCUGCUAUCUCCACAUGUCCACCCUUCAUCCAAUCCCAACCCUGGCAUGAUUCCCCCACACCCUGGAAUCCCCAUGCCGGGCCUACCGCCUUUCCCCCCAGUCAACAUGAUGCCCAAUGGACACAUCCCCCUGCCCCCAAUGAUGAACUUUGGCAUGCCGUCCUUGGCUCCAUUGGUACCUCCCCCAACUCUCUUGGUCCCUUACCCUGUCAUUGUACCCCUCCCAGUCCCAAUUCCUAUUCCAAUCCCUAUCCCCUUCAACCCCAAAUCCUCCAGGGACCGACCUGAGAGUACUGGUUCUGUCCGAAGUGCUCCAGAGUCCUCAGAAGCUUCAGCUUCUAGGCCCCACUCUCCAGGCUCCUCUGGAGGUGAUAGAGGGAGCCAGAAGAUAGAGCCAGCUGGAGGGCGUGUCUCUCCUGUGCGGUCAGAGAGAGGCAGGACAGUGGAAUUGACUGUGAAGGCAGAGGACAACUCAGGCAACCUUUGUCUCAGCAGUGGCCCUGCAUUGAUGGAUGGGGUUAUUGAUCUAACAGUGGGCCAAAGAUCAUGCCAGCAGCAGGUAAUUCACAGGAUUCUACCUGGUGUCCAGGUCAAAGUAGAGCCAGAGGCAGAUUCAAGAUCUCCACCAGCUGCUGAGCUGGGGAGGGAAGGGAAGAGCCAUCGUGAUGAAGGGGAAGGGGCUCUGCUCUCACAGGAACUCCUCAGUGCUGCGGAGCCAGAAGGGGCCACACACCCUAACACACUGGAAUCAUCAGCCCUACCUUCCAGUGCUCCCAGCAAAGCUUCAGUGAGCCAGAAGAGUCCCCACUAUUCUAACCGUACAACACCACCCUCACCAAGUACAGUACGGACCCAGCCCCCAUCUUUACCCCAGCACCAGACUAGCCCUGCUGCCCCAUGUAAUGUGAUAGUCAAUGGUACAGGAUGGCAUCCACUUCUCACGCCUGCGUUCGAAUCUGACCGAAGGGGAGAGGCAGGAGAAGGAGAGGCAGAGAAGCACCCAGCUAACGGUGAGCUAGAGCGUGAGGCGCUGAAAGAGAACAAUUGUUCCGUAGGUGAAUGGGAGCCAGGGAAGCGGGUCUCAGCACAAGAUGAGAUGGGUAACACGGUGGAGGGUAAGCCAGAUCCUGACUCCAACUUGGAGGAGGGUGAGCAUGCCUACGCCCUACCGCUGCUGUCGACCGGAGGCUGUGUUGUCAUACAGCCUGUGCCAAAGCCCGCCGCCGACAAGACAGCCAUCCUCUCCUGCUCCAUCAGCGCACCGCUAUCAGCCGCUGGGAGUCCUGAGCUCGAGCCGCCGCUGAAGAGGAGGUGUCUGCGAAUUCGCAAUCAAAACAAAUGAGAUGGAUGCUCUGAGGACCGCAGUGCCAUCAACGACACUCACUUGUCCACCCCCCACCUCCAAAUCACACACACACACACACACACACACACACACUGUCCUCAUCCUUACCCAUCGUCCAGUCUACCAGCACCACAAAUCGCCUUUGAUGACCGAUGAGUCCAAACAAACAUGAUGAUGUGUAUCAUAGCCAAGUGGACUACUGUUGUCUGUGCGACAGACACUCUGAUGGCCACCAGGACCGUUUGAUCCCUGAACUGAAGACAGUAUAUUCCUGCAACAGGAGGAAUUUACCCCACUGCUCCUCUCCUCAUUUAGAGACUCUCAGCCACACUGCCCCUUUAGACUUCAACCCACCCUCCCCUAUCGAACAAGUACUCUCUGUAUUGUCUUUUUACUAUGGAACGCACUGUAGUGUCCGAUAUUCAAAUCUGCUGCUUGAAAAUUACUGAAGGAGCCCCUAAAACUGAAACGCUUCAGUCCAACUUUGUGCCACACCACAGAUAUAAAAUCUCUGCUCCUGUAA